This is a messenger RNA of Pyrus x bretschneideri (Chinese white pear), 1967 nucleotides long. Its product is annotated as glycosyltransferase-like At3g57200. Lineage: Eukaryota; Viridiplantae; Streptophyta; Magnoliopsida; Rosales; Rosaceae. The record is from RefSeq and is a predicted model, not a curated record. Gene Ontology annotation, biological process: response to abscisic acid; cellulose biosynthetic process. The coding region runs from base 5 to 1642 and encodes 545 amino acids. The transcript is spliced from 11 exons.
UCCCAUGGCGGGUCUCUACUCUUCCUCCAGACCCACCUCGUCUUCCUCCUCGUCCUCGUCGUUUGCAUCUUCUUCUUCCUUCCAGACCUUCGCCUCCCGCCUCCUCCUGCUCCUCACUGUCCUCCCCCUGACUCUCGCCGCCUUCGCCUUCGUUCUCCAGUGGCGGGGCGGCCUCAAUGACCCCGUUACCCGGUGGUCGCCUGACCGCCACGAGUUCCCCGGCAUGAUUGGGAUGGUCCAGACGGGUGGGCCUCAACGCCAGGCUUUACGUUCUUCGGGUUCUGACUGUGUCGAUGUUCUGGGUCGGAGCCACUCCCCCGCCUUCCCUUACUACAAGGAUUGGAAGUUCGAUUACGCCUCCGAUCUGAGGCCCAAGAUAUCCAUUCAAACAAGCACUUCAGCUGGUUUAGAGCAAACUUUGCCAUGGAUCUUUUAUCAUAAGGUUAUUGGAGUAACAAACUUUUUCCUUUUCGUGGAAGGGAAGGCUGCAUCCCCUAAAGUAUCUAAAGUUUUAGAAACCAUUCCGGGAGUGAAGGUUAUAUACAGGACAAAGGAAUUGGAGGAGCAGCAAGCUAAAAGCCGGAUUUGGAACGAGACUUGGUUGUCUAGCUUCUUCUAUAAGCCGUGUAAUUAUGAGUUGUUUGUGAAGCAGUCCCUUAACAUGGAGAUGGCUAUUGUCAUGGCAAGGGAAGCUGGCAUGGAUUGGAUCAUCCAUCUUGACACUGAUGAGCUAAUAUAUCCAGCAGGCACUCAUGAGUACUCUUUGAGACAGUUGUUGUCCGAUGUACCUGGAAAUGUUGAUAUUGUUAUCUUUCCAAAUUAUGAAAGUAGUGUAGAGCAUGACGAUAUCAAGGAACCUUUCAGUGAGGUGUCAAUGUUCAAGAAAAACUAUGACCAUCUUCCAAAGGAUGUAUAUUUUGGAAAUUAUAAAGAAGCAACUCGGGGCAACCCAAACUACUUUCUAACAUAUGGAAAUGGGAAAUCAGCUGCUCGAAUUCAAGAUCACCUUCGCCCUAAUGGUGCACACAGAUGGCACAAUUAUAUGAAGACGCCAAAUGAGAUCAAAUUGGAUGAGGCUGCUGUUCUGCAUUAUACGUAUCCCAAAUUUUCUGAUUUGACCUCUAGACGUGAUCGGUGUGGUUGCAAGCCUACCAAGGACGAUGUUAAAAGAUGUUUCAUGUUGGAAUUUGACAGAGCUGCAUUCAUAAUUGCUUCCACUGCAACAGAGGAGGAAAUGCUUAGCUGGUACCGGGAACACAUUGUGUGGACUGACAAAACUCUAAACUUAAAACUUCAAAGGAAGGGCAUCUUGACUCGGAUUUAUGCACCGAUGGUCAUCAUUCAAGGAUUAAGGGAAUCGGGUGUUUUCAGCUUGGUAAUUGCAUCAGCUGCACAAACAAAUCUCUCAAAAAAUCAGUUUUUGUCAUUGGUUGAGAGUAGCAACUCCUCUAGGGAAUCAACGUCUGGGGCAAUUACUUCUAGAAAGAUUGGUAAACUAAUAGAUUCUCAAGCAACUGCAAGAAGGGUCUUGGAAUUCACUGACGAUGCCUCUCACCCGUUGGCAGUUCCACCAUUAUCUCCUCCUGGCUUGGAUGAGGAUGAUUUUCAAAUUGACGUACAACUCUCUUCCAAAUCACAAUGACCGAUACCUCAUCAGAGGGAGUGAAAGAAACGGACAGGUUUGGCUGCUGUUGAGAUGUGGUGUAUUUUCGUUUCUCGGUUUUCUAUAGGGUUCUUCCCGAUCAUUGCCCAAGCGCUGAUGUACAUUACAGGUUUAGAUUACGAUUUUUCACAGUUUUAGAGGUUAGAGGGGAUUUCCUUUGGCAGUGUCUUAAUUUUCUUACUUGGUAGCUAUUCAAGAACCCGCCGUAUUGCCGGCGACUGUAAUCCAUGUUCUUGCUCCCCUCAUAUUCGUUCUGUUUAUACAACAUUGGAUGGGGGUUAAUACAGAUAUGCUUUACCUAGAA